This is a messenger RNA of Oryza brachyantha (malo sina), 1249 nucleotides long. RefSeq names its product probable calcium-binding protein CML28. Gene Ontology annotation, molecular function: calcium ion binding. Bases 629 to 1123 code for a protein of 164 amino acids. Lineage: Eukaryota; Viridiplantae; Streptophyta; Magnoliopsida; Poales; Poaceae. The transcript has a single exon. The record is from RefSeq and is a predicted model, not a curated record.
GUGAAUAGAGUUUUGUCAGUUUUGUUUUCUUGAGUUUUUUGAUGAUUAGUUUUAUGCUUUUAUUAGCUUUGCAUUUCUGGUUUCAUGACUUUACUAGGUUUUCUAGGCUGUAUUUAGAACUAACGUUGAACAAAACGGGUAAGCUUGUGUGUUUUUUGGCCGUUCUUCUUGAGGGCCAUGGGGUUUUUUCAUGGAGAACAUCCUGGGACUUUUCCGCAAUGUGUGAGUAGCAUGGAGAUGGGAGGCAGACGUGGAUUUCAGCCUGCUGUUGUAUAGACAGCCCCAAAAAGUAAAAAAAAAAUUUCUUGGGUUUGCCAAUAAUUAACACGAACCUCCCCAAACGGAAAACAAGCACCACCAUUCCCUCUCACCACACAACCCAACCCAACCCAACCCAUUCUCUCCCAACGCCAAAACAACCUCACCAACCAUUUCUCCUCUCUCCCAUUUCCCACUUCUCACAAAGUGCACCAUCCACAUCUGAUCUCACAUAUGAUGAUCAAUGAGCUCAAGAUAAAUCGUUAUUAAUCGAUCGAAUCCCACAUACAUAGAGCAUGCAUAUGCAAUAAUACAAUAGAUGAGAUAUGAUAUCAUAUCGGUCUUAAUUUGCGUGUAAUUAAAUUUAAAUAUGAGCGGCGGCGGCAUGGAUUCGUCGGAGCUGAGGAAGGUGUUCAAGAUGUUCGACAAGAACGGCGACGGGAGGAUCACCAAGAAGGAGCUGGGCGAGUCGUUCAGGAACCUCGGCAUCUACAUCCCCGACGACGAGCUCGACGCCACCAUGGACAAGAUCGACGCCAACGGCGACGGCUGCGUCGACGUCGAGGAGUUCGGCCUCCUCUACCGCUCCAUCCUCGGCGACGACCACCGCCACAACCAGCCGGCCGGCGACGAGGACGACGGCAUGCGCGAGGCCUUCAACGUGUUCGACCAGAACGGCGACGGCUUCAUCACCGUCGACGAGCUGCAGUCCGUGCUGUCCACCCUCGGCCUCAAGCAGGGCCGCACCGCCGAGGACUGCCGCCGGAUGAUCAGCAAGGUCGACGCCGACGGCGACGGCCGCGUCGACUUCAAGGAGUUCAAGCAGAUGAUGCGCGGCGGCGGCUUCGCCGCGCUCGGUGGCUAGCUGACCUAAGCCUAGCCUCUCCUCCCGGUUAAUGAACUUAAUUAAUCGCAUGAAAACAAAAAAAUAGCAAAAAGUAUCUCGAGGUACCAAAUCGUUUCUGAUCGUUGGAUCUAACAUCGCAUAUCC